UGAUCUACUUUUUCCCAAUCGCCUGGUAUCACUCACGACAACCGUCAUCAUGCGGCCUAUUUUGAGCAUUCUGUACACCUUUCUGCUGCUGGGGACCAUCGCCGUGGCUUGGCCAUGGUCAAAUUAUGGGGAGGUAUUCGGAGGUAACAUGUUGGAUAGACGUGCAGACGAGUCCACGACAUCAUCGACAGCAUCGACUUCCGAACAAACAACCACAGUCGCUUCCCAAACCUCCACUAAGUCCUCCAGCGAGACUGACACCUCUACCAACACCAAGACCGCCAGUGAUGAAACAGCAAGUGGUUCCACCACCACCGGUACAUCUAAAAAUACCAAGACAAAAUCAUCAACCACCACAUCAUCCUCGGUUUCAAUCGACCCGGCUGCUGGCGAGGGUGGCAUCUCCAUGCUCACCCCGGACUCCACUACGACAAGCUACUACAAGAUCGGGCAGAACAUCACCUUCGUCUGGAACUACACAUCCGUCACCGUGUCUCCCACGGCUGUGGACGUUGUGGCAUCCUGCAGCUUGAACAGUGUGACCUACACCGUGACCAAGAACAUGAGCAUGGAGGCCACCGGUACCGCCAUCUGGGACACGGGUGAGUAUGAGAAGACCGCAACUAUCCCAUUGUUGACUGCAAGCUACACGCUCUAUGUCUACGAUGCGGACAAGUCUCUCAGUGACACUGCCAGCGCAGGCUACCUCGGUUCCGAUACUGGAUAUUCUUUUGGAAUGUACUUUACUCAAAAAGCCACAUCACUGAGUGGAUACUUCUGUGUCACUUGCAAUGGUGCCUUAUCUGACACGAAUCGUCAAGGACUCAAAUUCGUCGUCGGCAUGGCCAUGCUCACAGUCCUCUCCUUUACAUGGUUUGCGGGCAGCUUUGGCCUCUUCUCCCUUUAAGGCCACAUUAGGGAAGGUUAGAGCCACAUGACAUUCUUAUGGAUAUAUUUCUUGGUUUAAGGCGUUAUCCAUCUCUUGAAAGCGAAACAUCACGAUUAAUAGCAAGAAAACGGCGUUUUUUGAUUUUCGGAUAUAGGUACCUCAGGAUGCAUUCAUGUUUCUCAAGUUUUUGGGUUUUCUCUUUUUUUCACUGGAAAAAUUGGCAUCAAGUUCAUACUUUACUUAAUGGUCAUACUUUUGAAUGUAA
Molecule: messenger RNA, 1154 nt
Organism: Penicillium pulvis
Lineage: Eukaryota; Fungi; Ascomycota; Eurotiomycetes; Eurotiales; Aspergillaceae
Exons: 3
Coding region: 50-907 (285 amino acids)
Source: RefSeq, a predicted model, not a curated record